Molecule: messenger RNA, 864 nt
Organism: Fusarium keratoplasticum
Lineage: Eukaryota; Fungi; Ascomycota; Sordariomycetes; Hypocreales; Nectriaceae
Product: PKS-ER domain-containing protein
Exons: 4
Coding region: 1-864 (287 amino acids)
Molecular function (GO): oxidoreductase activity, acting on the CH-CH group of donors, NAD or NADP as acceptor
Source: RefSeq, a predicted model, not a curated record
AUGUCACCGAUAUCGAACAAGUUAUCCGUCUUCAAGACUAUUCCGGAGACCUUUCCUGAGGCCGGUGUCCACGUCGUUGUUGAAGACCGUCCCAUUGAUAUCGACACCGUCUCACUGGGCGGCGGCAUCGAGUCCUACAUUCCACCCUUCGUUAUUGAUGAGCCAGUUGCCUCUGCAAUCGUUGAUAAGGUCAUCUGGUCCGAGACGCCCGCGUUUCAACCAGGCGAUAUCCUCUCCUCCUUCGCCGGUCCCAAUGCUGAGUACGCUAUCGUCGCACAGGGCCUCCUACAAACAGCAGGGUUCAGAAAAGUGCACAAUCCCAAUAACAUGCCUUUGUCGUAUUUUAUCGGCUUCCUCGGCAUGCCGGGCUCUACCGGAUCGGCAAACCUCAGCGAGGCGAAACGAUCUUCGUAUCGUCGGCUGCCGGUGCCCGUCAGCAGCAAGGAGAAGGUUGAUUAUGUUAAAUCGAUUGGGUUUGAUGAGGCUUUCAAUUACAAGGAGGAAAGCCCUCGCAAUGCGCUCAAGAGGUUGGCAUCUGACGGUAUUGACAUUUACUGGGACAAGGUCGGCGCCGAACACCUGGAGGCAGCUUUAGAUAGCUGCAAGAACGGCGCGAGAGUUAUUGCUUUCGGCUCGAUCAACGAUUAUAACCGCAAGCCUUACGAGACUUAUGGUAUUAGAAAUACCUAUAAUCUCAUUUCGAAGAGAAUCCGAAUGGAAGGCUUCAUUGUCGAUCUCUCGCCGAAAAAUUAUCAUGACAUGCUCACCAAGCUGGCGCCACUCUUUGCAAUUGGCCAGAUCCAAGGAACAGAGGAUGUUUACAAUGGGAUUGACAGAGUUCCGGAGGCCCUGGUUGGUCUCUAG